Aureobasidium namibiae CBS 147.97 is the source of this 762-nucleotide messenger RNA. RefSeq lists its product as uncharacterized. The transcript has 3 exons. Lineage: Eukaryota; Fungi; Ascomycota; Dothideomycetes; Dothideales; Saccotheciaceae. Bases 1 to 762 code for a protein of 253 amino acids. The record is from RefSeq and is a predicted model, not a curated record.
AUGAUUCAAGACUUCACCCAUCCAGACACAGUGGAGAAGGUCAACAAAGAGACCCAACCAUUCAGCGAAACAGAUAAGCCAUGGAUCGGCUCUCUGUUCCCGCCAGAGACAAGGAGAUGUUCAAACCUGAUCGGUCGUAGCAAGACCGCAAUCAAGGAAUGGUUGGUAGAUCCCUUGAUCAGAAGAUUGAACGCGGAGUUCAUCGACAAGACCACACACAACUACUACGGCGAAACGCGACACACCUAUACCAGCGAGGCUUCUUGUGCCAUCUCCGUGUCAUUCAGUAUCGACCCAGAGGAGCUGCUCAGAGACUGCUUCGCGACGACAAAAACUGGCAUGCGACUCAUCUCGAUCAGACCAAGACAGGUUAUCAGAAAGGUUCAGACUCACCUAUGGAGCUCAGAGCUCGUCCCAAGACCCGGUGAUGAUGUCGUCUACGCUGAACACGACGUCGGGGAAGUCUGGGUCAUGCUUGGUGGAGUUUACCAUGCUGACGGCGCAAACACCACGUCUGACAAAUGGCGUGUCGUUCACGGUUUGUUCUUCACGCGCGGCUCCAUGCGCCAGGAGGAGGAUGUCUACCUGGCCAACACAGCAGAAGAAGUGCUGUCUUGGUCACCAGAGGCGCAGAAGAUUGCGGGCUGUUCGAUCUCGAGCCAAAAUGUCAUUUUCGUGAACUUCUUAUCGCCUAUUCAGUAUUUUUUGACUGGUGGUGUCGUGGAUCAUUACGGUGAUCUAGAUGCUGCUGAUGUCAAGUAG